Molecule: messenger RNA, 531 nt
Organism: Zophobas morio
Lineage: Eukaryota; Metazoa; Arthropoda; Insecta; Coleoptera; Tenebrionidae
Exons: 3
Coding region: 66-386 (106 amino acids)
Source: RefSeq, a predicted model, not a curated record
UGUUUGCCAAGAGUAGCAAUCAUUAACCGUCAACCUACCCAACGAAACAAAAAUUGGUUUAAAACAUGUUGAAAAAAGGUGUACUUCUGCUCCUCAUUGCAACCAUCGCGCAAGCUAUGCAGGUAUACCCGAACUACGUCUCCAAGACAUGCUUCGGCUACUCGUGUCCGGCUGCAACCGUGAACUGUAAACAACACGUACAAACCGAAGGCGACUAUAGGGUGCAUAUCGACGUGCACUGUCUGGACCCUUACGAUACGACACUACACACCACCACGUACCACGACAGGAACGCAAGACCUGGAUUUAGGUUCCACAUGGAUGUCUAUGCAGAACCUGAGAGUACCGGCUGCUCAGAGUGUGACUAUGACGAUUUUGAUCAUUAAUGUUCGCCUUUUUUACAUACAUAUACAGUGUACUUGAGGUUAUCACAAUAUUUGUUGAAAUUUACUGUAAGUUUUAAAUGUCAAGGUUACUAUUUGUUGUUGUAAAUAAAUACUUAACGAAAUAGAAAAAAUCAUAAUAAAUAAA